Molecule: messenger RNA, 7795 nt
Organism: Bombus huntii
Lineage: Eukaryota; Metazoa; Arthropoda; Insecta; Hymenoptera; Apidae
Gene: gogo
Exons: 19
Coding region: 745-4248 (1167 amino acids)
Cellular component (GO): cell periphery
Source: RefSeq, a predicted model, not a curated record
UAGCAGACUUUAGGUCAAUAUAAUCCCUUCAUUGAUUAAAGUCGAUAUUCUGUCAGAGUACUUUCCCUAAAGGACGACCUUUGUAGUGGGGUGGGCCGACGAAUAAGGGAGAGAGAACUGGCCGUCGACCCCGACAGUUUAGUUGCCUUAUGAACCGCGUAUGGAUCGUUCGUAUUUUACCCUUACAUUUUCUCGAUUAAAAUUCCUUUUACAUUUCUUUCAUUCAGUCUGCUAUAGAUUUUUUCUGUUUAUGAUUAAUACAUUAUUGCCUAUGAUUGUUUCAUUGCAUUAAUGAGGACGUCGUGUGAGCAUUUAAAAAGAAAAGUUUGGAAACAUAAAUAAGACAGAUUAUGAUGUUAAUGCUUAACAUUAUGGUUAAUGGUAAUAAAGACGAUGUACUGUCAAGCAUUUUCCUAAAUUGCGAAGGUGUAAAAAUGUUGGAGAAGUGAAUAGUGAAAGUUUGCGGUGUACAUAAGACCUUCGAUAUCGAUUCCUGCAAAUUGCAGUGGUGCAUCCUCCACCAACAGCACAUUUAUGACUCUCCUCCUCUCAAUGCGAGAAAAAUUAUUCACGAGGAGAAUGCUCGCAUCCAGAUAAACCAGAAAAUUGUAAGUUUAUAAAUAUUACAAUGCUUUUAAAAUUAAUUGACUGUGACAUUAGAAAUUAUAUCUGGCUUUUUUUUAUUAUUAUUUAUUGAGAAUAUUUAUAAAAUUAAAAAAAUUGAACACGGAUGACGAAUUGGAUAUGAAUUUGAAAUUUAAAUGGCUCUUCCUUGGAAUACUAGUUACCAUCCUCCUUGAAUUCGAUAUUACUAGAUCAAUGAUAAAGGAAGAAGAUGAGUUUGUUGCAUUGAAAAUUGAUUCUCCUUCUUCUCACGUCGCCCUUUCGGGAGACCUUACAAUAUCUGUUACAAAGUCGACUGAAACGUUAGAAAAAACAAAGUACAAAUAUGGAUUCAAAGAAGAAGAAAAUGCAGAUUCGAAAUCACUUGAAAAUAUUUCUAAUCAAUUUUUUCUACUGAGAGUACUGUACCUUUUUGAAGACAUAUCAGAAUUAAUAGGUGAAAUUCAACUAGAACAGUUGCCUUCGGGAAAUGAAACCAUUUCAAUCAUCAUUCCCUGCGGGUAUUUUACUCGUGGCGGUGUUUACGCUCUACGAGUGGAAUAUAAGUAUGAAAAUUCAACAGUGCCUGUUGCCACUCUUCAUCAGACAAGUAAAAUAUUAGAUGUAAAGUGGCCACUACCAACAAUCUUCUUAGAAUCUCAGCAAAUUACUACUUACCCAGAUAAGCCUGUCAAAGCCACAAUAAGAUACAAUGGAGUAAACUGCAGUCCAUCUGACAAUGUUCCUGUAACUGUUUACAUCCUACAAUUAAUAUAUUGCGGAUCUAGUGUAACUGCUUGUUAUUUGCAGAAUAAUACUUAUAUUCAAAUAUUAUAUUAUGAAGAAAUAAGAGAUUUUUUACCAACAAAGACUAUUUUUUUCCGAUGUGAAUUGCUCGGGUUACCUGGCAAUUAUGCUGUAAGAUUAAAAGCUUCGAGUACCAAUCCUACAGCACCAAAUACUAGCGUGUACUUUAAGGUGAAAUGGUCUGAAGAAUUUAAACUUACGGUUCAUGCAAGAUCGAUAUAUCCUUGUGAAGGAUCAGGAGGUGUAGCCGUCCUUUUCGAAUAUCCUGCGUGUCGACUAGAAGGUGAUCGUGUUCGUGUUUAUGGUCGUUUGAAAGCUGAUGUUACUUCCGUUGCUUCACCCUCCAGUCUUCAUUAUAUCACCGAAUCUAGAUCAAUACCUGGCAAGCAUUCCUUGGCUUUCGAUUGUGAUCUUUUCACAGAAAAAUUUGUCGAAUAUUGUUUCGUCUAUGUUAGCCAGGCGGUCACAGGUGCUAUGGGGGAUGUUAAUAUGUCCUGCAUACCCACCUUCCCUCUCCAAGAAAGUGAUGCUGCUGGUUGGGGACCUUGGAGUCCAUGGAGCCCAUGCAGUAGCUCGUGUUUUGGAGGAAUUCGAAAUCGAUAUCGCUUUUGUGACACUCCACCUCCGAAAUAUGGAGCAAGAUUUUGCCAGGGAAAGGCAAUAGAAACUGAAUUCUGUGGCAAAAUAUUUUGGGAAGUAUCCUCUAAAAAUGAAGCAUGGCAUAAUCGAAUUCAGAAUUCGAUAUGCGAUAGUGCAGUUUUGGCUGCAACAAAGCCGGAAGUUGUAGCUGACAUUGGAUUACAGUGUCGAUGUGGAUGUCGUAUUGUAUUAAAGCAUCAACCUUACAGGAAAAUCCUUGGAGCUAAUACUCAAGCCUGUCCUGGCCGAUCCUUCUGGCUUUUGCAAGCGCAGGCGAAUUUUAUAAUUGGAUUACAUUUAGAUCAAUUACAAUUUCCUUGCCCAGGACAGUAUUUUCGUGUUCGGGAUGGGAAUUCCUUAAAUGCAGAUCUCUUAAUCGACGUUACAUAUGAUAAAAUGCAAUUUACUGUGAAAACACUCAUCAGCUCUGGGCAAAAUUUAUUACUGGAAUUUUUUAGUGAUGAACUUGUAGCAUCAGGGGAUGCUUGUAUCGGUGGUUUUCUUGCUCAUGCAGCUGUACUAGAUAAAAAGUAUCUAAAAAGAAAUAGAACCACCACCACUGUGCCUUUUGAAACAAAUUUAACGAACGUUGAAGAAGAAUGGAUCUUUUGGAAACCAGCACAUUUAGCAACUGCCUUGCUUUUGAUACUCAUAUUUAUAGUUUCUAUUUUCUUGGCGUUACAAUUUAUUAUAAAGUAUAGAAAGUAUCGUAUUGCUGAGGAUUUGGAUAGUCUCAAUGAUGUUUCAGAACUAAUGCCUGAUCGAUCAAAAUUUCUAUCUACAAGUACAAUCAUUUCCGAAGUUAUCUCUAUGAUAGAAACAACCACUAAAUCUGCUCCAAAGGAGACUUUAAGUAAUACAGAAGAUCACUACCAUAGUAUUGAAACCUUAACAGGGUGCAAGGAUGAAUCUACAUUGAGUUCUAGUACAUUAAAAUUAAAUAGCACGUUGGAAAGUUCUUCUGACAAAACAAUCACAUCAAUAAAGUCAAACUGUGAUAAAUUAUUAUCAGCUUCCAGUAUUCUCGUGUAUCAUAAACCAGAAGUUAAAUAUGCUUAUCCCGUAAAGUUACAAACAAUAGAUUAUGAUGGUUCAGAAGAGAAAGAAUUAAAAAUGGAAAAUGGUAACUUAAAAGAUAAUAAAAGUAAUAGCAUCUCAAAAAUUUAUCAAAAUAAUGAUAUUAGUUAUUCAGAAGGAAAAGAAUCUUCGCCUGAAAGUGUUAUUUCAAGUCCAUCAAUUUUGGUAAGUGGGAAAGAAACAAAGGAAAGAAGAAAUCGUGAAAAACUUCUACAAGGUCCAGGAUCGGAAUUUAGUCUAACAAAUCCUGAUUCAGAACUCGAACUGGAUUAUUAUGAUUACAAUGUGGCAAAUGCUAGUGCUGUUCCAGGAUCUUACUUAGGAAUGGAUCCUGCUUUUUUAGUUUGGAUUCCACCAAUCGAGGAUUUACAUCUAGACACAGAAGAUCUUCUCUUAGGAAGCAAGAGAAAUUCUAUUUUGGCUCUUGAGACUGAAGGUGCUGCAUUAACACCUUCCGAAUAUAGAAGAAUGAAACUUUCUAGUUUUGAAGAUUUUGGAUUUGAAUUGGAACAAGGAACAAGAACGUUUGAAAAAUUACUUCCUGUCCAAAAACUUCUAGAAGAUUCUAGUAUUAAAGUAAGCAUGGAAUCUGUAUCUGGUAUCCUCGAACAUAAACAAUACUGUGUUAUUUCAAACCGGAGGGUUCGUCUAGGCAAAGAUGAAGAAUCAAGCGAAGAAUCGAACUCUUCUAAAAGCCUUCUUGGAAGCCCUAUAAAUAUGCUGAAUAACGAUGAAAAUAAUAAAGGAAAACUAUGUUCUACGCCGAACAGAAUUUUACAAAAAGAUCUUUCAAAGAUAAAGCAGAAUUGUAAUCAAAAAAAAAUUCCUAACAAUCAAGAUGAGGAUAUAACAAAUAUGUCUUGUAAAUAUAAAGAGUUAAUGGAAUGCACUCAGUCAAUUACAAACAUAAAGGACACAGUAAAUAUUCCUAUGACAGAAUUAUCAGGGAGCCCUUUAAAAAGCUUUUCUCAAGUACGAAAAUUAAAUAGCAGAGAUAUUGAUGCUUCUUUAAAUGUUCAAAAUCCAGAUUAUGGUAUAGAAACAUUUUGCCUAAAGCAGGGGUCUUUUUAUGAUCAAAAUAUUAAAUUUGUUGACGAUGAUGACGAUGAAUAUAUCGACUAGAAAUUUUAUAAAAUUAUUCUUAUUCGUUUCUACUAGAAUUUCUAUAAUUUUUUUAGUUUAACGUUUUCGUUUAUAUCAUUCGCCAGCUUAACAGCACGCGAACAUUUAGAUUUCAUUAUUUAAUGGUAUUUUAAAUACCUUAAUAUUAUUUCUUUAAAUAUAAUUAUAUUUCUUGUUAUUACAAAGUAAUGAUUUUAGAAAAUUGUUAAACUUGUAACAAAGUACAUUAAUGUCUCUCAAGAUAUAACCAGGAGUUGAUUAUCGAGACUUUUUUUUAUCUGUAAUAGAAUUCGGAUUUUGAUGUAAUAAUAGAUAUAAUAGUUAUGACGAUCUAAAAGAACAGACAAUGGAAAGAAGAAUAAAGCGAAAAACUAUAUUUAACUACUUUGACUCUGCUACCGAACGAUUCAUAUCGAUUUACAAAAUUUACUGUAACUUCGUCAAUUAUAAGGAUGCGGCUAUUAAAUUUAGAGCGAAUAUGUACAAAGGAAUAGGCAAUCUAUUUAUGAGCCUAAAGCAGUGCUUCUUAAACUUUCCGCAUCCACGAUCUCGAAAAUUUUCACGACCCCAUAAUUCUGUUACACGAUUUCAUAUGGGGUUGCGAUCCAUAGUCUAGGAAGUCCUGAUAUAAAGGGACGAUUAUAAAAUGCUACGUAACAACAUUUACUAGCUCGAUCGUUGAUUACUAAUGGCUCACUGCCAUGAGGUUGUAGAGAUAAUAAGGUCAUAUUAUGCGAAACUCUUCGAGUUGCAUUUUGAAAUAUAUUACUAUAAUAUUAUUAUCACGCUCAUAUGUUGAACUAAAAAGAUUUGUUUUAUAGAUGAAUAAUUACAUUUUUAUUUUAAAAUGAAAUAAUUUAGAAAUAAUAAUUUAGAAUAAUAAUUUAGAAAUGUUUGUAAAGUUCAAAUUUUUGUUCUUCUUCUUUCUUUAUUUUGAUUUUAAACUUAUAUGAUUUAUCGGGAAUCAAAAAACGUAGGUCUAUGAAACUCUAUCAAAAAGAGGCAUAAGAGAUCUCAUAUUUCCAACAAAAAUAUCCAAAAAUAUCUAGUAAACAUGGAAUUGAAUGCAAUAAGGGAGACUAAUUUCUAGUUUUUGGAACCAGAUCUUCAAUAUUUUUAAAAUCGUUAACUACUUUAACGUGAUUAUGUGCAAUUGUAUAUAAUAAUUCUCAUUAUUUAAUCAUUGGUAUAGUACAAAUUAUAUGACGCAGUACAGCUACUCUAAGAUUUACUAUUUUGCUAUGUAAUUGUAUAAUAUAAAAUCUAAAUCUAUCUAAAAAUAUAUAUCAUGCAUAAGAAUGAUUAAUGAAAAAAGAUCAUAUGAGUUAAUGUAUAUUCUUAUAUAACUGAUGUAUAUGAACUUUUCUUCUUCAAAUAACUUGUAACAGAAAUCAUGUGUAAAGCUGUAAUAUAUUUUAUAGGAGCUGAUUUCUACAUCACUUAUAUUACUUAUUUCAAGCAUUAAUUUAGGUCUCAUUUACUUUUCUAGAAAAGGAUAUAUGUAUUGUUAAUUAAUACAGGGUGUUUCGUGUAUCUCGGUUACUUUAAUAUCCUAAGACGCUUGUGCAUACCUUUUUUAAUACGAAAAAUUGUAUGAGAAAAAAAUUGACUACUUUGGAACAACGAAUUCAUGACUUGUCCCACAACGUCAUCUGAAGCAGUCAAUUUCAUCUUGCCUGAUUACAAUUAAAAUAAUAUUGUCACGUUGAUUAAUAAUUCACUAGCAAUAUUUUUAUUGUUCUCUUUGUAUAUAAAUGAUAAAGUAAAUUAUCUAAUAUAAAACACAAAAAUAAUAUAAGAGAACACACGAAGAAUCAUGCAACGUGAAAAAUAAUGUAAUUCGACGAUGUAUUAGAAAAAUAAGAUUGCCAUAUGUUACAUGAAAAUAUAUGUAGGUAUUAGUUUUUAUCAUACAUAUACGAUGAAAGGAUAUCGAUAUGUAAAAGAUUAUAUAUUUUUAGAAACGUACUAUAUACAUAUUUAUAAUAUUUAAAAUUAAUAUUUAUAUGACGUUAAAUGAGUAAUUAUCAUUUUUAACGUGUAUAUACAUUCAGCUUAUAUCAAUUUUUAAUUUAUUAAAAUUAUUAUUAAUUUAAAUUACAUUCUACGUAAAUUAAUUUCUAUUUAUUAUUAAUUUCUUGCAAAGCACUAGUCAUCGGAUGAUUAAUUUUUAGUUUUCUCAUCUUCUAUUUCGAGUCAAUUAGUACGUUAUGCUAGGCACUGGUGUAAAGUAAGUAAAGUUUUAAUCAAGUAAUAGCAUAUAAAUUAAUGUAUAUAAUUAAUAAUGUAACCGAAACAAAGAAUAAGAUUUAUCAGAUAAUGCAUUCGACAAACAUUUUGCAUCAAAUUUUACUGUACUUUAUUAUAAUUUUUAUUGUAAACAUUCUAUGCAUACAUUUGAAGAAUACGUUUUAUGUGUCACGAUUAAAUAGCAAAAUUAAAUAAAUUAAAAGAAUAUUUGACUGAGUAUUAGCAAAUAAAUCUUUUUAUCUAAGUCUUUUGCCUUUCUUAAUUACAUUACUUAAAACUGUGUCUAACUUGAUAAUUAUAUUUGAAAUUAGUUUAUCCCAUAGUAUGGAUACGUUGAUAAUAUAUUCACGGAUAACAAAAAUACAUCUUUUAAUAUAAUUAAUUGAAUUAUAACAUUUAGAUACUUAUGGGUGUAUGAUUUAAACAUGUAACUAAUAUGCAUACACAUGUUGGUCUUAAAAUACACAUUCAAUAAAAUGUAUGCAAAAGGUAAUUUAAAAUACAUAAUGAUAUUGCGCAUCGAAAUACGAUAUAGUAUACAAUAUAAAUAUAAUAUUCAAUAUAUUUAACAUUACAUUACUUAUUAUAAUUACUGUAAACGCCUAAUAUAGAAUUAACAAAAUCAACCGGCAACAGUGUAAAGUGUUUCGUUGAGAAUAGAAGAUAAAUAUAUGCACAUUCGAGCUUCGCUUGGAAAUCUGCGUCGUUGAAUGCAAUUGAUCGUUGUGUUUGAAAGUUGUCGUUGCGUAUAAAAGCUUUUAAGAGGCGAGUUAAAUAAUGAAAUUUUUUAAGGAAAGCAAGUUAGAAAAUAUCACUUUUACAUGAUUUACCAUUAACAUGUUCAAAUGUUUUCGAGUGUUUAAAGCAAAUUCAACGUUAAAUUAAUUUUCUUCUUAGUAUAAUAGUUAGUUUUCCGUCGAACUGAUAGAGGUUAUGAUAAUGCCGACCUGAUAGAAUGGUUUCAAUGUGAUGAAUCUUCUUCGAUUGGCCAUGAUACUAAUAUUACGUGUAUUUCGGGCAAUGAAAUGAAACAUGAAUAUAAUGACAAUGAUAUUCCUCAACGUUUCCAAGUACAUAUUUGAAGCGUUAGAAAUAGAGUUAAGAUGGUAGCAGUCACAAAUGGAAUGUAACUUUACCGAAUUAGAUCUGCUAAAAAAGUUGUGUGAUUUAACAGCUAAAAGAACUUCGGGCCCAUAAAUCUUUAAUAGAAUUAUAUUUAAUAUCAUUGUUUGUAUUGCUAUUAUUGAUAUUUAUGUUCUUCCCUUCUCUCGUUUUUUUUUUUUUUUUUUUUUUUUUU